UGAUACACUCCGAUACCAACCAACAGGUCCACUUCGGGCUCAGUAGCAACUUCAUAUUCCCGUGUGAAAUCCUACUAGAUACAGACCGCCGUCAUGGUGAACAUCACGGAGAAGAUCAAGGAGAUCGAGGAUGAGAUGAAGAGGACGCAGAAGAACAAGGCAACUGAAUAUCAUCUCGGUCUUCUCAAAGGAAAACUCGCACGUCUCCGCGCACAACUACUCGAGCCAGCGCCAGGCGCAGGUUCCGGUGGCGGCACUGGAUUCGAUGUCUCCAAAAGCGGCGACGCACGUAUAGCUCUGGUUGGCUUCCCGUCGGUCGGCAAAUCUACCUUUCUGUCAAAGAUCACGAAGACCAAGUCGGAAGUUGCGGCUUACGCUUUCACAACUCUUACGGCUAUUCCAGGUGUACUUGAGUAUGGCGGAGCAGAGAUCCAAAUCCUGGAUUUGCCCGGUAUCAUCGAGGGGGCUGCGGAAGGAAAGGGAAGAGGAAGACAGGUCAUCUCAGCUGCGAAGACGAGCGACCUGAUCCUCAUGAUACUGGAUGCGACCAAGAAGGCAGAGCAGAGGCGGUUACUCGAGCAAGAGCUGGAAGCUGUCGGCAUCCGGUUGAACAGGGAGCCACCUAACAUAUACCUCAAGCCAAAAAAAGCCGGCGGUAUGAAAAUCACCUUCCAAGCAACCCCCAAAUACCUCGACGAGAAAAUGCUCUACAACAUCCUCCGCGACUACAAGAUGCUCAACUGCGAAGUCCUCGUGCGCGACGAAAACGCCACCGUCGAUGACUUCAUCGACACUAUUAUGAAAGACCACCGGAAGUACAUUCGCUGCCUGUACGUCUACAACAAGAUCGACAGCGUCUCGCUCGACUUCCUGGACGCGCUCGCCCGCGAGCCGCACACCGUCGUCAUGUCGUGCGAGCUGGACUUGGGAAUCCAGGAUGUGGUCGAGCGGUGCUGGGAAGAGUUGAGACUGAUUCGGGUGUAUACGAAGAGGAAGGGCAUCGAGCCUGAUUUUGGCGAGGCGCUUAUCGUGAGGAAUGGGAGCACGAUUGAGGAUGUGUGCGAUCAGAUUCAUAGGACGCUGAAGGAGACGUUCAAGUAUGCGCUUGUGUGGGGCGCGAGCGCGAGGCAUGUGCCGCAGAGGGUUGGACUGGGACAUGUGGUCGCGGAUGAGGAUGUGGUGAGCAUUGUGGCGAAGUAGACGGCAUAUAUUAAGCUCUUCAGUAUGAGGAGUGCAACCAAGGCUUAGGCUUAAGAUGGCCUUUAGGAAAAGAGUCCAGUGGCGUACACCACUGUCCAGUAGGAAUAUGCUAAAUACACCUAGUCUCUCUGGGCGGGCCUGAACUGCCACC
Trematosphaeria pertusa is the source of this 1351-nucleotide messenger RNA. RefSeq names its product P-loop containing nucleoside triphosphate hydrolase protein. Lineage: Eukaryota; Fungi; Ascomycota; Dothideomycetes; Pleosporales; Trematosphaeriaceae. The transcript has 6 exons. The coding region runs from base 94 to 1200 and encodes 368 amino acids. Gene Ontology annotation, biological process: cytoplasmic translation. Gene Ontology annotation, cellular component: cytoplasm. The record is from RefSeq and is a predicted model, not a curated record. Gene Ontology annotation, molecular function: GTPase activity; GTP binding.